AAUGGGGUAAUGGAUAGAAUUGAGUGAAAGGUUUUAGAAUGCCUCUUAAAUUUUUAACACUGGAGAAUAUAAUAAUGGUAUUAAGAUUGGAAAAUGGGAUGUGUUAUGUAAGAAAGGGAUUGACUAAUUUGAAUGGAUGUAAUAAGAAUAUUUAAAUAAAACUAGUGGUGGUGGAUCAUAUAAUAAUGAAAAAUAAGAUGGGUUAAAGAUUGGGAAAUGGAUUGAAUUGAGCAAUUAAUUCUCGAAUUGGAAUUAAAUUACUUAUAAAGGUGAAUAUAAAAAAGGUCAAAAGGUUGGUGUUUGGGUUAUUUUAUGGAAUUGGUAUGGAGAAAAUUAAUAAAUGUAAAUAAGAAAUUUUAAAAUUUAAAAUAAAUAGUGGUGGUGGAUAGUAUGAUGAGAAUGGCCAAAGAAGUGAUAAAAUUG
Molecule: messenger RNA, 423 nt
Organism: Paramecium sonneborni
Lineage: Eukaryota; Ciliophora; Oligohymenophorea; Peniculida; Parameciidae
Source: the annotation of a GenBank genome assembly